Danaus chrysippus (African queen) is the source of this 2874-nucleotide messenger RNA. NCBI's taxonomy places the organism in Eukaryota, Metazoa, Arthropoda, Insecta, Lepidoptera, Nymphalidae. The record is from the annotation of a GenBank genome assembly.
AUGACGGACCCGAGAUCGUCGUCAGCUCUGUUCAAGAGAGCCGAGCAGUUGAAAAGAUGGGAGGAAUCCGAUACCAACAAACAAUCAUCAUUACCGAAAAGGGAAUCAAGAAUUCAAUUUUCACCGGGGAUUGUGUUUUUAGCGGCUUGCACUUCGGGGGACAAGGAAGAAGUUCAAAGAUUAUUGAAAAUGGGUGCAGAUAUAAACACCGCGAACGUGGAUGGCCUCACGGCGCUACAUCAGGCGUGUAUCGAUGAUAAUCUGGAGAUGGUUGAGUUUCUAGUGGAGCACGGGGCGGAUGUCAAUAGGGGCGACAACGAGGGCUGGACACCGCUGCAUGCGACGGCUUCCUGCGGCUUUUUGAGUAUAGCCAGAUAUCUUUUGGAGAACGGUGCGGACGUUGCAGCUGUAAACUAUGACGGCGAGCUGUCUGUUGAUAUCGCUGAGAGCGAUAAGAUGGAGGAACUGCUGCAGAAAGUUAUUGAUGAUAAAGGAAUAGACUGCGAGAAGUCACGUAAUGCAGAGGUGAACAAAUUACUAAGCGAUGCCAAGAACUGGGCAGCUCAUGGUUAUGUUGAAGUGAGGGACCCCAAGACCGGCGGGACACCUCUACAUGUUGCUGCCGCUAAGGGUUACAUUGACGUGGCUCAAACCUUACUUGAUGAAUGCAACGUUGAUCCGGACUGCGUGGACUACGAGGGCUGGAGUCCGCUUCAUGCGGCAGCACUGUGGGGCCAGAAAGAGGCAGCGGCUAUGCUGAUUAAGUAUGGAGCUGAUCCCAACUUAAAGAACUACUCGGGUCAGACAUGUUUGGACCUCGUAGACCCGAGUAUAUCGACGUGGCUGGCUGAGGCUGCUCUGAAGGCUCCACGUCGUAUUAACAACAAUAACAACAACAUCAAUAAACUGAAGAGUCCUCUACGAAACGACGUCAAGAGAGUCGAGCUGCAGAUAACUGGACAAGAUGACAAUAUUAUUAAUGACAAGCCACCGGCGCCUGAAAUAGUACCCAAGGCGGACUGCAAACCGCCAAAACGUAGAGCACCAUCUCCAGAGGCAGAAUUUGCUGAGAACGAAGAGACAGAGGACGCUCCUUCCUGGAGGAGAUCAGCCUCCUUCAGGAACAGACAGCAAGAAAAUACACGUGAAAAUAAGCCAUCUAACAAUAAUUUGGACAAUGAUACGAUUCUGAGAAGAACUCACAGCUUUGAAAACGAUAAGACAAAUAGACGAGACUGCUUUUUGAAACUAAUUAGUCAUUUCGACAAAAUCCGACGGCCACCAAGCGAUAAUAUUGUUUUUGAUGAUUUCUAUCAACGCUACCGUGACGUGACGGCUCGUAUAAAGGCGUCCUCGUGUCCCUCUAUACCGCCGACGACUAUCGAGAUCGGUCGCACUAACAAUGUAGCGACUAACGAGGACGCUCACAACAGAGUGAGUGCAACUGACAGGCGAGAGAAAGAAACACCAAACACGAGUGCCGCCACUUCUACUACCACAACACAAACAUCAGUUAGGAGAAUAAGUCCAACAGAGAGGCGAGACAGGGAUAUUCCUACAACAACAAGUGCUAAUGCUAGUCCAACUAACACACAGUCUACAGUCAGAAGAAUAAGUCCUACGGAAAGAAGCGGAAACGCGAGUCCAACAAACACCACGCAGACUACAGUUAGAAGCUCUUCGGAGAGCGUAGAGUCGAACAGUAGCAAUUCAACACCAAGUACGGCGACGCCCACAAAGCUGUCGCCUGGGAACAUAUUCAAGAAUUUCUUCAAGUCGUUCGUGCCGCCUGUAAGGGAUGAAGAGAGCGAGACUCAGAGGAAAGCUCACGCCAAGCGAGUCCGUGAGACGAGACGGUCCACUCAGGGUGUGACGUUGGAUGAGAUCAAAUCAGCUGAACAACUUGUUAAGAAGAAAGCUGGUAAUGGAACUGACGCUGCCCCCGCCACCAAGAACAACGACGACAGUCACAACAACACUGACCAGGGUCGAGGCAAGGUGGGCUUGUCGCUGGCGUUGGCGUGCGCUACCGCAACCGCCACGGCAACCAUCGCGCCGAACAGCGAGCGACGCCCCUCGUGGCGGCUGCGGGUCGACCCUACCAACAAGUUCGAGCUUGAGGACGCAGGGCGAGCAUCACCUCGUACAACGGCACCAGCUGCGGAGGCAACUGUCACUAUACCGUUACGUCGCUCUAUCACUACCAGCCCUACGAACGUGACCACAAACGCCACCACCAUCCCCACCACCGCUGCCAACGCUGCCACAAUCACUAACCCCACCACCACAACAAGCAUCAUCAAUGACGGAGUUAACAAGGAUGAUCUCCGGACUGAAGAGGACAAGGAGCGUGAAAGCAGUUUGGAGAGCAAGUCGUCUUCGUCCCCGGCGAGCACUCAAGCGGCCUUGAACGUUAUACAACGUAGGAGACGACCGAAGAGACGCUCCACCGGGGUCGGCCACGUUGACAUGGACGACAUAGUUAACGAUCGCGGAGGGGGCGGGGAGGGCGAUGGAGACACGGACAAUGUACAGUCUGGUAGCGAGCGCACAGAAGACGGUGAGGAAACUGACUACAAGGUGUUGUAUGAAGCGUCCCAGGUCGAGGUCCGCCGUCUGAGAGGACUUCUCUCCACGUCCGAGCAACAAUUGAGAGACGCUCGUGCUACUAUUACCAAGCUCACUCAAGUGAACCAAAAUUCUUUGUCCGAGAUCGAGAAGCGAGAAAAGAGAGCGAUGGAGAGGAAACUGUCUGAGAUGGAGGAGGAGCUGAGGCAAUUGCAAAAACUUAAAGCCGAGAACGAAAGGUUGAGGGCCGAAAACCGUGCCCUUACCCGGGUCGUCAGCAAAUUGACCAACUCAGCCGCCAAAUAG